CACUAACUGCUGUCAAAACGUUUUUUUAUUCACUCAGUUUCGCACUCAGUGUCGCACUAGUUCGCCCCGAAAGCUGUUAGUUUCGCACUGAGAUGUUUCACGGGUUGGCACUCGGGUUCACCAAUACAACUAUACUGAACUGUCAAGUUCCGAGUAUUGUUUUGGAAAAUAUAAAAAUAGAGACUAUGAAAAUGGAAAACCUGCUGCUCUUGCUUUUGUAUUAUUUGAAUCGUAAUCCAAUUCGGAUUCUGAUUUUGAAGAGUAUAUUCGUGUAGACGGCAUUAAGCUCCGUGUGCUUUCAUUGGGAGGCGAAAAUUAUUAUGGAUAUUCAGGAGGAAUAAACAUGCUCUCAAAAUCAAAAUUAGGAAUGAAAAUUUACUUUAACGUAUCGAAUAUUUAUUUUAUGUGAUGAAAUAAGAGGGUUUUUUCCGAUAUCGCAGAAAUAUUGAACGAAAACUGUGUCUAAUGAUGAUUUUAUAUUAUAAUAGUAAUUAUUUGUGGAACAAACAGGUUGGUUUUAUUUAUUGUUUAUUGAUGCUCUAUCGAAGGAUCAAUAUCCUGAAAUCUGUGCGAAGUGCUCUGAAGGGCUGGCAUAGGAAAGAAUUUUUCGUUGAAGUGAAUGUUGGUACAUAUAGGAUCCCGAAUCGUCUCACAAUGUCGGAUGCUACGAAUUCGCACAAGUUUGACCUUCCAAAACGUUAUCAGGGCAGCACAAAGAGUGUGUGGGUCGAGUACAUUCAACUUGCUGCGCAAUAUAAGCCAUUGAAUUUAGGCCAAGGAUUUCCAGAUUAUCAUGCUCCGAAAUACGCUACUGAUGCCCUAGCAGCAGCGGCAAAUAGUAUCAAUCCUUUGGCUAAUCAAUAUACGAGAGGAUUUGGACACCCUCGCCUGGUACAGGCUUUAAGCGAUCUGUACUCCCAAUUAGUAAACCGAACCAUCAAUCCGAUGACAGAGGUUUUGGUAACAGUUGGAGCCUAUGAAGCUCUUUACGCAACAAUUCAAGGACAUGUCGAUGAAGGUGAUGAAGUUAUAAUAAUUGAACCAUUUUUUGACUGCUACGAACCCAUGGUCAAAGCAGCUGGUGGUAUAGCGAAAUUUAUUCCUCUGAAACCGAAACUAACAGAAGCUGUUAUUUCAUCGGCUGACUGGACAUUGGACAAUAAAGAGUUGGAAUCACUUUUCAACGAAAAAACAAAGAUGAUCAUUAUUAAUACACCACAUAAUCCACUUGGGAAAGUCAUGAGUUUAGAAGAAUUGGAAACUGUAGCAAAUCUUUGUAAGAAAUGGAAUGUUCUGUGUGUUUCGGAUGAGGUUUAUGAGCACAUAGUGUUUAAACCAUAUGAGCACAUCCGCAUUUGCACACUGCCAGGCAUGUGGGAGAGAACUAUUACUAUCGGAUCAGCUGGGAAAACAUUUUCAUUGACGGGCUGGAAAAUUGGAUGGGCGUAUGGUCCGGACUCGUUGCUGGCGAAUUUGCAAAUGGUCCAUCAAAAUAGUGUUUACACAUGCUGCACGCCCAUCCAGGAAGCAAUUGCUGUUGGAUUUGAGACAGAACUCAAGCGGAUCGGCAGUCCUGAGUGUUACUUUAACAGUAUCUCAGACGAACUUAUGGCCAAGCGUGAUUUCAUGGCCAAAUUCCUAGCAGAUAUCGGAAUGAAUCCAACCGUUCCACAAGGGGGUUAUUUUAUGGUGGCAGAUUGGUCUUCUCUUGCUUCCAAAGUCGAUUUAUCGCAAGAAACGGACACAAGAAAAGAUUAUCGAUUCACGAAAUGGAUGACAAGAACCGUUGGACUGCAGGGAAUUCCGCCUUCGGCGUUCUACAGUGAACCCAACAAGAGUUUGGGUGAAAAUUUUGUUCGUUAUUGCUUUUUUAAGAAGGAUGAUACGCUUCAAAAGGCUGCAUAUAUUUUGGAACAAUGGAAGGAUGGCUUACAAUAACGUGUAGGAUCAAAUUUGUUUCGAUUUGUUGGAAAUGUUAUGGUGCAUUUUAUAGAAAAUAUAGAACAUUUAAAAAAUUA
Toxorhynchites rutilus septentrionalis is the source of this 2018-nucleotide messenger RNA. It is a transcript of the gene Kyat, whose product is annotated as kynurenine aminotransferase. Gene Ontology annotation, molecular function: L-kynurenine:2-oxoglutarate transaminase activity; pyridoxal phosphate binding. Gene Ontology annotation, cellular component: cytoplasm; mitochondrion. The coding region runs from base 466 to 1938 and encodes 490 amino acids. The record is from RefSeq and is a predicted model, not a curated record. The transcript is spliced from 5 exons. Lineage: Eukaryota; Metazoa; Arthropoda; Insecta; Diptera; Culicidae. Gene Ontology annotation, biological process: biosynthetic process.